GCUGCGGCAACAUGGCGGGGCGGCCUAUGCAAGCAGCGAGGUGUCCCACUGAUGAGCUGUCCUUAACCAACUGUGCUGUGGUGAAUGAGAAGGACUUCCAGUCUGGGCAACAUGUUGUGGUGAAGACCUCUCCCAACCACAAAUACAUCUUCACGCUGAGAACCCACCCCUCAGUUGUCCCUGGCAGCAUCGCCUUCAGCUUGCCCCAGAGAAAAUGGGCUGGCCUUUCCAUCGGACAGGAGAUUGAUGUUUCCUUAUACACUUUUGACAAGACCAAGCAGUGCAUUGGCACCAUGACCAUCGAGAUCGACUUCCUGCAGAAGAAGAACAUUGACUCCAACCCCUACGACACAGACAAGAUGGCUGCAGAGUUCAUCCAGCAGUUCAACAGCCAGGCCUUCUCCGUGGGCCAGCAGCUGGUGUUCAGCUUUAACGACAAGCUUUUUGGGCUGUUGGUGAAGGAUAUGGAAGCCAUGGAUCCCAGCAUUCUCAAAGGGGAGUCUGGAACAAGCAAAAAGCAGAAGAUUGAGGUUGGUUUGGUUCUUGGAAACAGUCAAGUUGCCUUUGAGAAAGCUGAGAACUCCUCUCUCAAUCUGAUCGGUAAAUCAAAGACCAAGGAGAACCGGCAGUCAAUAAUCAACCCCGACUGGAAUUUUGAGAAAAUGGGCAUUGGAGGCCUGGAUAAAGAAUUCUCAGAUAUUUUCCGAAGAGCUUUUGCUUCGCGAGUUUUCCCACCUGAAAUUGUGGAGCAAAUGGGCUGCAAGCACGUGAAGGGCAUCCUCCUGUACGGGCCCCCGGGCUGUGGGAAGACGCUGAUGGCGCGGCAGAUCGGGAAGAUGCUCAAUGCCAGGGAGCCAAAGGUGGUCAACGGGCCUGAAAUCCUCAACAAAUACGUGGGGGAGUCCGAGGCCAACAUCCGGAAGCUGUUUGCUGAUGCAGAGGAGGAGCAGAGGAGGCUUGGAGCCAACAGUGGGGUGCACAUCAUCAUUUUUGAUGAGAUUGAUGCCAUCUGCAAGCAGAGGGGCAGCAUGGCUGGCAGCACUGGUGUGCAUGACACCGUGGUGAACCAGCUGCUCUCCAAAAUCGAUGGUGUGGAGCAGCUCAACAACAUCCUGGUCAUUGGAAUGACCAACAGACCUGACCUGAUUGAUGAGGCCCUGCUGAGGCCUGGGAGGCUGGAGGUGAAGAUGGAGAUUGGCCUGCCAGAUGAGAAGGGCAGAUUCCAGAUCCUCCACAUCCACACGGUGAGGAUGAGGGAGCACCAGCUGCUGGCUGAGGAUGUGGACAUUGCAGAGCUGGCAGUAGAGACCAAAAACUUCAGUGGUGCUGAGCUGGAAGGUUUGGUUCGAGCUGCUCAGUCCACUGCCAUGAACAGACACAUUAAGGCCAGCAACAAAGUGGAGGUGGACAUGGAGAAGGCAGAGAGCCUGCGUGUGACCAGAGGAGACUUCUUUGCGUCCUUGGAGAAUGAUAUCAAACCAGCAUUUGGAACCAACCAGGAAGACUAUGCCAGCUACAUCAUGAAUGGGAUCAUUAAGUGGGGGGACCCAGUAACGAGGGUGUUGGAUGAUGGGGAGCUGCUGGUCCAGCAGACCAAGAACAGUGACCGCACUCCCCUGGUCAGCGUCCUGCUGGAAGGCCCCCCACACAGUGGGAAGACUGCUUUAGCAGCAAAAAUAGCAGAAGAAUCCAACUUCCCCUUUAUUAAGAUCUGUUCUCCUGAUAAGAUGAUUGGGUUUUCUGAAACAGCCAAGUGCCAGGCCAUGAAGAAGAUCUUUGAUGAUGCCUACAAGUCCCAGCUCAGCUGUGUUGUUGUGGAUGACAUUGAGCGACUUUUAGACUAUGUCCCAAUUGGACCUCGGUUCUCCAAUCUGGUCUUGCAAGCCCUUCUGGUGCUGCUGAAGAAAGCCCCCCCUCAGGGCCGCAAGCUCCUGAUCAUCGGCACCACGAGCCGCAAGGACGUCCUGCAGGAGAUGGAGAUGCUGAAUGCCUUCAGCACCACCAUCCAUGUUCCCAACAUUGCCACGGGGGAGCAGCUCAUGGAGGCUUUAGAGCUCCUGGGUAACUUCAAAGACAAGGAGCGCAGCACGAUUGCACAGAACGUCAAAGGGAAACCUGUCUGGAUUGGGAUCAAGAAGCUGCUGAUGCUGAUAGAAAUGUCCUUACAGAUGGAUCCUGAGUAUCGGGUGAAAAAGUUCUUGGCUCUUUUGAGAGAAGAAGGAACGUGCCACAGGGAGUAGUUGAGCCCAGUGGGACAGUGGCAUCUCCUAGAGAAUGACUUUCUAAUACAUGUAGGGCAGUACCUGUGCUGGGGAAACUCACACCACUAUCUAUCCUGGCUACAUGUGAGUGGGUUCCAGUGUGUGCUUGAUGCUUUAUACAUGUGCAUGAUGCUUUCCUGAUGGAUUUGGCUUCUUUUGCAAGAGUCCCUACCCUAGACUGAAGGUGGACCAAGUGCAAGAUCAACAGCUGGAAAAGUGACCAACCUGGAGAACAAACACUGGGAUCUUUACUCUUCUGUGCUCAACACACUGGACAAAGUGAAAUGCUCCCCUGAUCCCCAGAGCCCCAUGUGGAACCUGCAUGUGUAGUGCAAUAGAGUAUCUUUAUUCUUUGUCUUUGAUAUUCUGAUGUCAUGUGGAAGUGUCUUCUAGAACACUGUGCUUCUGUCUCUGCAGCCAGGCUGCAUUUUGGGGUGAGCAGGGGGGAAUGUCCUGUGAGGUUUGGGGCUGACCCUCACUUGUGUCCAGCAUUCCUGAAGUAGGAAAGAGAUCCUGGCUUCCAAGAAACCUGUCAGUCUGGUGGAGGGAUGUUGAAGCCCUGCUCUGUCUUUUCCUGAUCAGGUGAAGGCUUCCUUGUGGUGUCACCCCACCCCUCACUGAACUCUGAGCCAGACCCACACCCCACAUACAGUGACCACAGCAGUGCAGCUCCAGGGGUGCCUGCAUGCUGCACCAACUCUGUUUAUAUCCAGGUGUUUUGAGACCUGAUGGGACACUGCUGGUGGCUGGGGACACUGGGGACUGGAAGAGGUCAGGGAAGUGUUGAUCAGAGUAGAGGAGAUUUUCAAAUCCAGUAUUUAAGGCAUCAAAUCUUGUUGUUAAUUCAACAACAGUUUUAGAGAUGCUAGUUCCAGCUCCAGCUCUUCCUGAGUUCCUGUAGUUGGCAGCUUUGGUAUCCUCCAGCCUCAUUUUAUCCCCUUUUCCUGCCAUGUUACCAAAGGUUAAAAUUCCUCCUUAGAGACAGAGGAAGCCAAGCUCUGCAGGUGCACGGGAUGUGUAUUGCCAUGUUUUUGCACUGAAAUAAAGGAAUGUAUCAAACCUUGCCCCGUGCUCCUUCCUGUCAUCCCGUGGCCUCAGGGAGAUGCUGAAGCUGCUCCCCCUGGGCUCCACUCCUUCCGGAAGGUUCCUGGAACAUACCUCAGUGUGGUGGGGCAUGAAAUCAAAGCCAUUUUGCAGAUCUUAGUCAGUGUAGCUUCCUAAACUUGGGCAGACCCACUGUAAGGGCUAGCAGUGGUAUCCAGAGGUGUUCCCAGGGAAGGAGGGUGCCCCACGUCCUUCCAGGCCCAGGUGGAGGUACUGGUGUCCUCAGUGUGCUCACAGCAGGUGGAGUUUCAGCCACUCCACUCUGCUCCUCUGGCAGUGCUGUUGUGUUGUGAUGCUGUUGUGAGUCCCAGUGGUGGUUCCCUCUCAUUUUGUGUAUGAUCUUGUGAAUUUAUUUGUUCCUCCCUUCCCUCUGCCAGUCCGAGUGACAGCAGCACACAGUAACUUAUAUUUCAGAGUAAAUGAUGUAAACUUUAUCGUGUCUGUGUCCAGAACUAUAUUGAUGAAUAAAUAUCUGGUUUAAUUGCACAUUCAAUGGAUUCAAUAAAAAAGCACAACUCCUUGUGAUGA
Molecule: messenger RNA, 3893 nt
Organism: Cinclus cinclus
Lineage: Eukaryota; Metazoa; Chordata; Aves; Passeriformes; Cinclidae
Gene: NSF
Product: N-ethylmaleimide sensitive factor, vesicle fusing ATPase
Exons: 21
Coding region: 12-2240 (742 amino acids)
Biological process (GO): intra-Golgi vesicle-mediated transport; SNARE complex disassembly; Golgi to plasma membrane protein transport
Cellular component (GO): Golgi stack
Molecular function (GO): ATP hydrolysis activity; ATP binding
Source: RefSeq, a predicted model, not a curated record